AUGGUCAGCAGACGUGAAAUCUUUGUAGUCAUCAUCAACAGACCUCUUCGCGAUUUCACCCCUGAAGAACGCGCAUUCAACGAUGAAAAGGGAAACUGGAAGAAGUUUUCAAUAGACCUCAGAGAAAGAAGUUUAUUGACGGUGGAUGAAUUCAUCGAUAAACUCUUUCGUGAUGACAUCGAUCAUAGCCCUUGUCGAUCGGUGCAUGGCAUAGGUGGCGAUAUGUACAGAUAUUGUCAAACCUGUGUGGAAGGGCUUAGCGGUCUCGGUUCUCCUUGGCAAUAUUAUCGACUAGGAAGAUUUACUCGUGAUGGCCAAGUAGUCGAACUCCCUGUUGACCAAACCACUCCUGCGCCAACCAACCCCUCGUUGUUGCGGAAUUCAAGCCUUGGACACAGGCAGACACUGUUUCUGUACCCGCUCAGAUCAGUUAACGAAGAGCUAGUCCAUGCUGUGCACAAGAGGUUUAAACCUACCGUGUCACGCGAAUGGAAGCGCAGUGCCCGGGAUAAGAUGCGAGCAAAAAACUCGUAUCUUAGUGGCAGCAUCAUUGGCCGUUCAAAACGGAACCGUCGCAAUCGCCGCCGCCGUGAUGAAAGACUUUAA
Molecule: messenger RNA, 606 nt
Organism: Zychaea mexicana
Lineage: Eukaryota; Fungi; Mucoromycota; Mucoromycetes; Mucorales; Lichtheimiaceae
Exons: 3
Coding region: 1-606 (201 amino acids)
Source: RefSeq, a predicted model, not a curated record